GCCACCCAAAACAUACACACACACACAGACACUCCCUUCUUCAUCGGUCUUCCUCCAUACUCUGCUUUCUUUUAUCACAUUUGCAUCCUCUCCGAUUCCACGAUCCUCUUAAUCCAUUCCAAAUUGACUUAACAAGCUUCUGAUCAUGGCGGAGACUGAGAGAUCAUUGGCCGAUGAUCGUGAAAUGAUCGGCGGUUGCGAGACUAAAUCUCCAUGGAAAACAGCUGCUUCUCCAAUAGAGACACCUGUAAUGGGUGCUCACUCGUGGCCUGCACUCGCCGACGCUCAACAACAACCGCGUCCUAAGAAUCCUCCUCCGGCGCCGGCGGCUCCGCCGUCUAAAUCCAUUUCAACUUCCCCUCAGGUUGUAACUAGUAAUGCUAAAUCCAAGGCUAGUGGAAAGGGUAAUAAUCCUGCACACAAGAAUCAAUCUGGCCGUUAUUCAAAGCCAGGCUCAAAGAGUAACCAAAGUGUUGGUACGCCUCCUCCUCCUCCUCAUUGCCCUAUGCACGCUGUACCUUAUCAUCCACCACCUAUGGUCUAUCCUACUGGUCCAGAUUUUCCACAUGCUCUUUAUCCUCCUUUCCCGAUUCCUGGAGCGCCUGUUGUUGCAGAGUCUGGCAAUGAGAAGCCAUCCUCUGUUCAGCCACCUCUUGAAAGAGAUCCUUGGCAGCAUCAGAGCGGUUUUGCUCCAAGAAACAUGCCGCAUGGAGCUGGUGGACCUAGGAACUUUAUUAGACCUCCGUAUAUGGGACAAGCUCCUGGGUUUAUGGUUGGUCCAGGUCCAGGCUUUCCAGGUCCUAUGUACUACUUACCGGUUCCACCCCCUGGAGCUAUAAGAGUCUAUCCUCCACUUUUUGCUCCAUACCCUGGUAACCAGGGUCCUCAAGCUCUCUCUCCAGAAAAACUUGACUUGCAGGGUAGAGUCAUAAAACAAAUAGAAUAUUAUUUCAGUGACGAAAAUCUUGAGAAUGAUAAGUAUCUCAUUUCCUUAAUGGAUGAACAAGGAUGGGUUCCCAUCAAAAUUAUAGCUGACUUCAAAAGGGUUAAGAUGAUGACCAUGGAUGUAGAGUUUAUAGUCCAUGCGUUGAGAUUUUCUAAGUCCGUUGAAGUGCAGGGUGACAAGAUACGGAAGCGUGACGAGUGGUCUAAGUGGGUUCCUGCAUCCAAAAGGUCGGCCUCUGAGGAGAAAAUUGGAGACAAUGCCAAAGAUUCCUCAGAGAGUGUAACAAGCAAAGAUAACUGUAAAAACUCUUCAAAGCCUACUGCGUUCUCUUCGGAGGGAGCUCAGUUAUCAAGAACCAAUGUAUAUGAAAGUGAAAAUCCGAAAUCAUUUUCAGACGAAAAAAGAAAGAUUGAUGACUUGUCAAGCGAUUUUUCCAACACAUUCUUGCUUGAUGAGGAAAUGGACCAGGAGCAUAAAAGCCCAAGAAAGAGUGGUCUUUCCAUGUCCAAAAGGAUUGAUGAUGAAGACGAUGAUAUUGCUGGUGAUGAUCAUGAUAUUCAGAAACUUGUAAUUGUUACCCAGAAUAGUGGUAGAAGUGAUGGCACUGGAAUCAGAGUGACAAAGGCCAAAAACAUUCCCAAGGAGCUUGCCUCCACAAUAAACGAUGGUCUUUACUACUAUGAGCAGGAGCUGAAAAAGAAUCAACCUGGUCGUAGGAAAAACAAUUCCCAUUUGGAUAGCAGAGAUGGAAAAGUAAAAGCUGAGGGAGGAAUGAAUAGUAAAUCAGGCGAAAAUUCCGCAGCAAAUGGUGGAGGUGAAGAGCAUAGCAUAAGGAGGAAGCAGAGUAAGGGAGUCCACAAACAUCAUAUAGCACAUGCACGGAGGUUCUUCUCGAGCAACAUAAGAAACCAUGGAGCUAGUCUCAGUUCUCAUACUUCAGAAAGUCCACCUAGUAGCUCCAUUGGAUUUUUCUUUGGUUCUACACCACCAGAAAGUCAUGGCCAUAGGCUUUCAAAAUUGAGUUCAUCACCACAAUGCGGCAGCAGUCCACCUGUGGGGUCUUUACCAAAAUCAUUUCCACAUUUUCAACAUCCGAGCCACCAAUUGCUGGAAGACAAUGGGUUUAAACAGGAAAAGUACUUGAAGUAUCGCAAGCGGUGCUUAAACGAAAGAAAGAAGCUGGGGAGCGGAUGCAGUGAGGAAAUGAACCAUUUGUACCGAUUUUGGUCGUAUUUCCUCAGAGAAACGUUUGUUCCGUCAAUGUAUGAAGACUUCCAGAAGUUUGCUCUUGAGGAUGCAGCUGGCAAUUACAACUACGGGUUGGAGUGUCUCUUUAGGUUUUAUAGCUAUGGUCUGGAGAAACAAUUCGAAGAGGACCUUUACAAGGACUUCGAGCAGCUGACACUUGACUUCUACCAUAAGGGGAACCUAUAUGGCUUGGAGAAAUAUUGGGCAUUCCACCAUUAUCGAGGACAAAAAGAAGCAACGAUAAAGAAGCACCCUGAGCUAGAGAAGCUACUCAAGGAAGAAUACCGUAGCAUAGCUGAUUUCCGAGCCAAGGAUCCAAUCACGAGCCAAAAAGAUGACAAGGCUCGCUAA
Molecule: messenger RNA, 2545 nt
Organism: Eruca vesicaria subsp. sativa (arugula)
Lineage: Eukaryota; Viridiplantae; Streptophyta; Magnoliopsida; Brassicales; Brassicaceae
Source: the annotation of a GenBank genome assembly